AAUGCGGGCUUUAAGGACGAAGAUGUACCAAAAACAUUCCUCAUCCGUAGUUUUGUUGCUCUGAACAACACUCUGAGUUUAUUUACAAGACAUGACACCGGAUUCUCCUUAGUCAUGGCUUUCGGAGAACCGGCACUUCAAAAUGAUUGUCGCAUAUAUCGUUUUUUGAACAAGGAAGUGUACGAUUGCAGCGAAGUUACUGUACCGGCGAUUUUCCAAAUUACCUACCGUAUAAACGUUAAAUAUAAUUUUGUGAACACAAAAAAUGUACUUUUUGCGGACAUCCAGGCCAGAAUUUCGGGACACAUGCGCACCCAUCCUGCAAAUUCCAGCUGCAUCAUUGAUUCGCUUUCUUUCACAAAGACAACCGAACACGUUACAGUGGCGAUCGACCUUCCCUAUGUAAAUAUUCCCGCAUCGAUACUGCAGACAACUCUUGCAUCACACCUUGCCCAUUUAGAACAAGUUAUUCCAAUAUUGUGUUAG
This is a messenger RNA of Dibothriocephalus latus, 486 nucleotides long. The record is from the annotation of a GenBank genome assembly. Lineage: Eukaryota; Metazoa; Platyhelminthes; Cestoda; Diphyllobothriidea; Diphyllobothriidae.